CUCGAACUACGUGGUGAUUGUCAAUCAAGUCACGUGGUCAGGGAACAGGUCCGUAGAAAAAAAUCAAGUUAGUUCAGUGACGUUUCUAGUGUUUUUGUGUUGUGUGUGUGAAUAAAAGAGUUUUUAUGUGCAUAUUUGUUUAUAAAAAAGGAUAUAUUCGGUACACACACGUCGCAUAUUGUGAUACAACGUGUUUAAAACAGUUUAUAAAGUGUACCGUGACAUAUAUUAGCACAUAGUGAUUGUCAUAGUUGUCGACGGGUGAAUGAAAUCUAUGAAUCUAUCAUAAAAACACGGAAAAAAUGUGCAAACGGUGACACUGUCUGUAAUAUCCGAACCAUACGUGUGUAAUUAUGUAUCUAUGUGUGUUUAACUUUAGAAAAAUACGUACAAAAGUUUCAAAAUAGUGUCAAAGAAAUGGGUGACAGGUUGAUACAACCAUUCAAAGUAAAAACAAAAACAUUCGACGCUAAAGUGUUUCUUAGAAAAUGGAUAUGAUCGCAGACCUUUCUGUACUAAGUCCAGGGCCAAUCAUCGAGGACUUAGACUUCGAGGCGUAUAUGGGCCCGGUCGGCGACACCUGCUAUCCGCCGCAGAUCGACACGCGCAGGAAUGGAGGCCACCAACUGCCAGAGAGUCCGCCGGACUCGGGCUCCGAGAACCCCUACAGCCCGUCAGACCCUCAGCCCCACACCAUUGUACCCCAGACGGUCCUCAGCUCCGAGUACAUGCUCGUACACGACCACAUACCGCCCCACGAGAUACUCCAGCAGAACGGGGAGUACAUCUACGAAGAACUUAAAUCAGACAACAUAGAGAACAAUUUGGGUGAAGUUGUUGUGUUACCCCAAGAUGGGAUAGUCGAUUUGGGCAUGAGGCAAGUCCGCCAUGAUAUAAUCGACCCUAUGUACCAAAAUAGGUACGGGAUGAGGGUGGACAUGCCGGAAUUGGAGGCGAUGGGGACGCAGCUGGUGUCCUUGGGACAGGAGACGAUUGCCCCUGUCUACCCUGUGCAAGAGAGCAGCGGUAAGAAGAGGAAGCUGGAUAGCAAUUCGCAAGUGAAAUGUGAGCCAGCGGCACUGUCACCGGAGAGCACGACCCACGUGGCCAGGGCCCCUCCAUCAGUGGACGGAUCCGAGGCGGGGGACGACGCCCCCCUCCAAUGCAUCAGAUUCGCCCCCUUCCAGCAAACCGCUUGGCACAUGCUGUAUGAUGGGAAUUUGAAGCCGUUGCAAACGCCCUCAUACGUGGUUGGAGCGGAUAAAGGGUUCAACUACUCACAAAUAGACGAGGCGUUCGUCUGCCAGAAGAAGAACCAUUUCCAGGUGACCUGCCAGAUCCAGGUGCAGGGCGACCCUCAUUAUGUGAAGACCACAGACGGGUUCAAGAAGAUAAAUAACUUCUGUCUACAUUUUUAUGGAGUCAAGGCUGAAGACCCCAGUCAAGAAGUAAGAGUAGAGCAGAGUCAAUCGGACAGAACAAAGAAACCAUUUCAUCCAGUACCCGUGGAAAUCCGUCGCGAAGGCGCCAAAGUCACCGUCGGAAGGCUACACUUCGCCGAAACAACAAACAAUAAUAUGAGGAAGAAGGGCAGGCCGAAUCCAGACCAACGACACUUUCAACUGGUGGUGGCAUUGAAGGCGCACUCCUCGCAUGCCGAUCACAUGGUUGUGGCGCAUGCGAGCGACCGGAUCAUCGUUAGGGCAUCAAACCCUGGACAGUUUGAAUCCGACUGCUCGGAGAGCUGGUGGCAGCGAGGGGUGUCGGAGAACAGCGUGCACUUCAACGGUAGAGUCGGCAUCAACACGGACAGGCCGGACGAGUCUUGUGUGGUCAAUGGUAACCUAAAAGUAAUGGGACACAUACUACAUCCAUCAGACGCGAGGGCCAAACACAAUAUCGAGGAGUUAGACACUGCGCAGCAGUUGCGAAAUGUGCAGAGCAUACGGGUUGUCAAGUUCGCGUACGACGCGACGUUCGCGGCGCACUCGGGGCUGCUGGGGUACGACCCGCGCGGCGCGGCGCCGGCGCGCGACACGGGCGUGCUGGCGCAGGAGCUGCGCGCCGUGCUGCCCGACGCCGUCAAGGAGGCGGGCGACGUCACGCUGCCCAACGGAGACACCAUACCCAAGUUCCUCGUCGUCAACAAGGAUCGCAUCUUCAUGGAAAACCUCGGCGCUGUGAAGGAAUUAUGCAAAGUGACGGGCAACCUGGAGUCCCGCAUUGACCAACUAGAGAAAAUCAACAAGAAACUGUGCAAAAUCAGCGUGUUACAAAGACGUGAUAGCUCUCGGUCUAGUGUCAGCAAUGAUUCACGUUACUCCGCCAUGUCAAACUCCUCAAAAUCCCUGUACAACGACAACGUGUCCAUAGACCAAAUCAGAGACAUCGCGCGCAGCAUUCGAAAGCACGAGUGUUGCCACAAAAUGAACCACAACUCACCAAAAUACACGCGAAAGCAGUGCAAGAACUGCCACGGAAACUACUCGAAAUACGGGAAAUAUUACAACUACAAUAAAACAUGUGUCAGAUAUCAUUCCAAAAAGCCGGAGAAUCUGGAAAAUUUAGACAAUCCAAAUUAUGUUGACACUAAAGAGUUGCCAGAAGAGAAUUUUAGCACUUUAUCGAAGAAGAAAGACACAUGUCUAUGGUUGAGGAGCGACGAUGAUUUCUCGUAUGGCAACAGUAAACUGCGGUUCUGUUGCCGUAAAGACUACGGGGACGCCAGUAGUGAAUUGAUAUCGAAUAAAUUCUUACAAAUUGUCAUCACUAUAUUGAUUUUCAUCAUGGCUGUUUGUCUCGUGGUGAUGUCGGCGCUAUACUUCAGAGAGCAUCAGGAGUUGAUAUCGAUGAAGGAGUUCCGGAUGCACGACAAAUUAUCGACCUACCCGCAUUACAGUAAAAUCAACGGAGCACCGCCUGACCACAAUCAUAUACAAAAUUUAAAACCGUCACAACAAACUAAAAAAUCUGUCAAAGAGAAAGGUCCGCACAAAACGACCACCGAGUUUACGACCACAGCGCCCACAGAACCCUUGCACACUGCUUCCACGACAAUACACCCCACUAGGAAUUACGUCAGCAAUCUUAUAAACACGGUGCAGACGACCGCGCCGCAGGCCGUGAAGCCCGUCACCGCCGAACGAAUAGCCGAGGUGGUCGGCGGACGGUGCAACUUCGCCGCCAACAAUAACAACGAAUUGGACUCGGAGUGCCAGACAUCAUGCGGACUCGACCCACCUCAAACAUACGACAGUCAAGAACCACUGGAACGGUCAAAACCUGAUAAGGAACUGAACGAGACCUAUACAAGACCUCUAGAGCCCCUGCAAAGGGACAAGUCACCGAACAUACCUUUAAUACCAGAGAAGAACAACUCGGAAAGUCUGCAGUACAAGUUAAAUGAAGAAAUAAAUGCAGAGUCUAAUUUCUUAGACUCGAACAAGCAGAAUGUGAGCGAAGUGAGACAUAGAAGGGAAGCGAAGGAGGAGAUACGGUCGAGUUCAGAGGAAAUGACUCUCAGCGAGCAGUCGAGAGAAGUUGGCAGUGGACAUGAAUGCGACACGGUCCGCUUCGGCAUCGCGAGCAAGUCGAUCAGCAACAUGUCGCUGUUCGCGGAGCCGGUGUGCGCGCACCUCGCCUACAACUUCACCUACACCGUGCCGCUCUCGCACUGCCUCAACCACAAGAACAUCGAGAUCACCUUCCGGUCAAGAAAACUGAAGGAGUUUCGACUCUGCGACGUCCAUUGCAGCUACGACGACACUAAGACUUGCCAGCAGAACAGAGAGCUGCCGAAAUUGGCCCCCGACGGAGACCUGUGGGGGGUUAAGAUGGCCCUGGAGUGCAAUAUAGAACGGGUGCUGAAGAUAAGAGCCAGGUUCACUCCAGGCAAGACGCAUUAUAUCGUGUCCAGGGACCUAUGCUACCCCACUCAAGAAGUGAUGACACCGUACGUGGAAUUCAAUAUUCGCAUAUACAGCGACUGUCAUAAUUAAAUCUUAAACGACUGCAGCCAACGCUUGAGAUGUCAAACAAAUUUUCGACAAUGUAAUAGUUAGAGCGGAAAUGAUAGUCACCUCUUGACGUAUUUUUACGGCGGGAGAGGGGGGGAGGUGAUAGCAGUAAUGCGUUGUUCUUCUAAAGAGGACAGCCUCUUUAGAAGAACAGCGUACGGCUUGACUCAGUACGCUACAGUAGCGUACUGGGCCGGCUAAUGAUAAAUUUCUAGGUUUGAUUUUCGGCCAAAUGGCUGAAAUAUGAGUAUGAAUUUAUAUUAAAAAAAUUAAGUUUGUGUCAAUAGCAGCUACAUAUAAAGGCAACGAGGUGACUAUCUUUUACGGGACGACUAAAUACUAUUUAUUUUGAAAAUAAUAGUAGGUAUAUAUCUACUAUACACUGGGUGAGACGUGAAAUGCAAAAGGAUUAUAUUGUCGUUUGCAAUUUUAUUAUAUUAAAUAUUGGUAUAUCUUUAGUGUCUAUAGUGUACGUUUACCGGUCGUUUUCACAAACGGUCCCACUUUUAAUCUUCGAUCCAAACUCGAAAAUGAGCCAAUCAUAAUAACUCAUUUGUAAGCACGUCAAAAAAGCUUCGUUCUGAUUGGACCGUUUUCACGAUGGAUCUAAAUCAAUCGGCAUUGAUUAUGGAAUACAAUGUUAAUGGCAAAUGAAGGUUAAGUAUGACAUGUUAUAAAAAUAUGUAUCCUAUUUUAAGAUAUUUAUAUUUCUCACCACCUAAUAAAAAUCUAUAGUGCAAUAAAUCCGUCCUUAAAUAUUUAUGUAUUUCUAUGUUGUUUUUAAACGUCUAUUUUGCAACGGUGCUUGAUAAAUAUCUUGGCUCUUUUUCAUAUAUUUUAGAGAGUCUAAAAAAAGAAUUUACACUUGUUUUACAAGAAACU
Messenger RNA from Manduca sexta (tobacco hornworm), 4898 nucleotides. RefSeq lists its product as uncharacterized. Gene Ontology annotation, biological process: protein autoprocessing; positive regulation of DNA-templated transcription. Gene Ontology annotation, cellular component: endoplasmic reticulum membrane; nucleus. The coding region runs from base 489 to 3998 and encodes 1169 amino acids. The transcript has 20 exons. Gene Ontology annotation, molecular function: DNA-binding transcription factor activity; sequence-specific DNA binding. The record is from RefSeq and is a predicted model, not a curated record. Lineage: Eukaryota; Metazoa; Arthropoda; Insecta; Lepidoptera; Sphingidae.